Molecule: messenger RNA, 11593 nt
Organism: Nothobranchius furzeri (turquoise killifish)
Lineage: Eukaryota; Metazoa; Chordata; Actinopteri; Cyprinodontiformes; Nothobranchiidae
Gene: rims4
Product: regulating synaptic membrane exocytosis 4
Biological process (GO): regulation of membrane potential; calcium ion-regulated exocytosis of neurotransmitter; regulation of synaptic vesicle exocytosis
Cellular component (GO): presynaptic membrane; cytoskeleton of presynaptic active zone
Molecular function (GO): small GTPase binding; transmembrane transporter binding
Source: RefSeq, a predicted model, not a curated record
GGACUCUUCAUUCUGGGGUGAGGUGGAUCUGCCGUGGGGGGCAGCUGACAGCCAUCCAAGACGCCGCGAGCCGUACUCCGCGUGAAGAAUGCCCAGCCGCGCUUGGCCAAGCCGGCCGACCCGGGCCCGACACCGGGCCUCUACAUGGAGAGAUCACAGAGCCGCAUCAGCCUGUCGGCAUCCUUCGAGGCCCUCGCCAUCUACUUCCCUUGUAUGAAUUCCUUUGAUGAGGAUGAUGGUGUGGAUACAGAUGGCAGGAAGUUGAAAGGAGCCAUCCAGAGGAGCACGGAGACAGGUUUGGCUGUGGAGAUGCCCAGCCGGACCGUCCGCCAGGCCAGCCAUGAAUCCAUAGAAGACAGCAUGAACAGCUAUGGUUCUGAAGGGAAUCUUAACUACAGCGGCAUGUGUCUGGCGUCGGAUACCCAGUUCAGUGACUUCCUGGACGGGAUGGGCCCGGCCCAGUUUGUUGGGAGGCAGACGCUUGCAAUGACAUCAUUGGGUGAUGUAGAAAUAGGCCUGAUGGAGAGGAACGGAGGUCUGGAGGUGGAGGUUGUCCAGGCCAGACAGCUCACCAUGAAACCAGGUUCAAAGGGACCUCCAGCGGCAUACAUAAAAGUUUACCUUCUAGAAAAUGGAAUCUGCGUGGCCAAGAAGAAGACCAAGUCUGUGAGGAAGUCUCUGGAUCCUCUCUACAACCAGGUUCUUGUGUUCUCUGAAAGCCCACAGGGGAAAGUAGUGCAGGUGAUUGUUUGGGGAAACUACGGACGAAUGGACCGCAAAUGUUUCAUGGGCGUAGCUCGAAUCUUGUUGGAGGAGCUGGACCUCAGCACAAUGGUGAUUGGCUGGUACAAGCUGUUCCCUACUUCCUCUAUGGUGGACCCGACAAUGGCGCCACUUAUCCGCCACUCAUCCCAGAUGUCUCUGGAGAGUACCAUCGGGCCGUGUUGUGAGAGGUCCUAAAACUGGUCAAAAACUGAGAAUGUUUUGAUGCGGUUGCUCUGAGGUCAAGUUCUUCUAAACACCAUCACUCUGCAGAUUGGAGCUGAUUGGCGUUAAGUAGUUGUCUGAAGAGGACUUUUACUGAUUUGCUGAUACUAAUGACUGCAUUCGAAUGAAAUAUAGCCUAUUAUAGUUUUUUUUCUAAUUGGAUAAGAUUCUUUCCUCAGACUCAUGAGGCCCAUUUCUUUUGUUGUUGUAACCAACCACCCCCUCAAAGGGAAAUGUUGCUAUCUUCAGAUCUCUGAUGGAAGAAAAGCAAAAACCCACUUAAUGAGGAUACUUCAAAGGCAGGCUUGGUUGCCAACAUCGAUCAGAUCCUAUUGGGACCAGAGCGGGCUCAGCUUUGCUUCAGCUUCACAUCAUCAUGGACUACGCUCAGUUCUCAUUCCCAGGACUGGCCGUUGUUCUUUCUGUUUCCUCGUUAGCAUCUGGACGGUUCCUGAGUGGGAUCGGUCCACUCGACUGGAGAACAACCAGGCUGCCAUUUUGCUGGAGCUCUACUGUGGACGCAUGAGCAACAUGACUAAAGAGGACUUUAUAAUAACAAAAUGAAGAUAUUUGUUCUGUACUAGGACAUGUGAGGGUUAAUUAGUUUUAUUUGUACACGUUCAGCUGAUUGGCUGACGGGAACAGCAAUCAGUGAAAUCCGAGGAUCCAGGUUGCUGCUCGUUUCCAUCAAUCCCAGUUUGUCAGAAAUGCAUUUUAUCAAACCCAUGAGCAGUGCCAGAUAUAAAUUAGCAAUCUUAGUCCACAAAGACCACGCGCCAUUUAGAUCCAUUCUCCAUUGUUUAGUUCUGAGGUGGUGUUGUGUUGGGUUUGAAAAAAGCAUUCAUCCUGGCAGGUUUUAAAACCACAUCUGGCUUUAAUUCAGCUGGCUGUUGCUUAAACUGAAAGAAACACAGGUUAACGACACAUUUCCCAAUAAUGCAGCGGGGGUUAUUACAACCAAGAAAGAUUUUAGUAAAAGAAAAUUGUCCAAAUCUCUUAUUUGUGUGACAAAGAAUCUAAAUUCUACUGGUCUUCUAGAAUCUUUCUUUUUGCUUAAAAUUCAGGAAAUGGCAGAAAAAUACAACUAUUGACCAUAUAAAUUAGAUUUCCUGCAUGCAAAUUUUAGACUGAAUUAGCAUUUAAGACAGGUUGCAUGAGAUUAGCACGUUUAAAGCUUGAUGAACUGGAUCCAACAGCAUGAAACAGCCAGGUGUAAAGUGCUUGAGGGGUUUUGGCUUCAUCACUUAUUUUCUGUGUUUCUCUUUUCACAUUUACAAACUCUCUGUUGCUAAAAUGCUGGUAAAACCCGAGAAUCUGAGGACAGACACUUUGCUGGCAGGACUGAGAGCUUGUUGUGAAUCCUGAUUUAACCACAGCUGAGAAUGUUGUUUAAAUUUUGCUCCGGAAGUCAAAUUCUAAUGUCCACCGUACCCUUUUUUCCAAGCUUCGGCUAACAGUUGUCUAAUAACAAUUUGUGCUGUGCCAAUUUCCACCAGCAAGUGUCUUCUCCUUCCUCUUCCUCAAUUACCUUGUGGCAUGUGCUAUUGUGAGGGAGGAGCAGUGCAGAAACGGCCACUCACAACAUCUAACAGCAGUAUUCAGGCUGGGCAGAAAAAAGCAUCCCCUUUAUUUGAAAUUAAAGCCCUCGGCUGCUGAAAGCAAAGCCACCUGCUGAUUAGCUGUGCUUUGACUCAAAUCGGACGGAGGGAAACAAAAAGGAAUAAGAGAGACGGAAAAAGAGCAUGAAAUGUACUUUGGAUCACGUGAGCAAUGGAUCUGACUAGAAUGAUGUCGACUUCAAAAAAGGACACAAAAAUAGGAUGAAUUUAAAGGGAACACAAUGUGCACAUUUUUUGAUGAGCAAACGUCUUUUAUUGGGGCACUUUAGACUUCUCUUUGUCUUUUUGUAUGUAAAUAUUACCAUUGUUUGUCUUUUGGAGUGAACCAAAGUUAAUCUGUAACUUAAGUGAUUAUUGGUAAAACUCAACAGCAGGAAGCUGAUCUCCUUGCUAGUUAUCGGUAGGCUGUAGCAUUAGCUGGUAGCAUAUGCCUGAAUGAUUAACUUCUAAUUAGCUCACAACUGGGUAGAAAUAAGCAUGUGCUGUGAGCUACACAGAAGGAUGAAAUGACUAAAAUGUAGGACCAUCUGAUUCAGAUAAAAAAAACAUAUCUCUGUAGCAAAUUCAUUCCAUCCAUUUUCUCUAAAAGGUGUCUUUAAACGUGCAUUAGGUAAGCAUGAAGUAAGAAUAACACCCUGUGUUGAAAAUUGGUUACUGCAGCCCAUUUUCAAAACACAAGGGACUUUCCCACUACCGUCCCGUGAGUUUCAUGGCUGUUGCCAGCUACGGCUCAGCACCAGAAGAUUCUACUUGAUGAGCAAAGAUGGGAAAAAACAGUGAAUUAAUAAGUAAAUAAGUACAUUUCUUUGUAAUAUCAAGGUUUUGGUAAUUGAAAAAGUAGCUUGAGACAUUUAUACAGCUGACUAAUUGUUUCGAAAUCACCAUUAGCAUUAUUAGCUCAACAUUAGCUAGCCUUCUUCACCUGAUAUUAAAGCUUCCUAGGGUUGUGGUAUACCUGCUGCUACACAGCACUGCACUGCAUGUACUACUCGAGUGUUCCACCAGGGGAGUGCUCUAGAGAACUCAGACCGAAUAGAGAGCUGGGUUUGUGGGAACAACCAAAACAAACAUGGCGUCAAGAGCCCGGUAACUGAUUAAUUGUGAGAUCACGACAGAAAAAACGGACAGAGAUGGAGUCACCAUUGGAAUGUGUCUCACUCACUUUCAACUCCACCUACUAGUUACUUGUAUAUUGCAGUGUUCUGAUGCAUUGCGUUAAUUUUGGGGGACGCACACAAGAGUGCUUAAAAUCAACGCAAGUAAUGCGUGCCAGCCAUUUUAAACAUGUGUUUGUGUCGUUAAACAGCAAGUAAUUCAUGACCUUUAGGGGUCCAAUAAAUAACUUGUGGGUCGCUCCGGUUUACUGGCCUGGGAUCUUUAAAAAAUGCUGCUGGGUUAUGCCCGCCAGUGUUAAAUUACUAAUGCCGCCACUGCAGCAUUAGCUGGCGCAGACUCUGCAACCCUGUUGUGUCACAUAUUGUAAACAAUGGUUACAUAUUUUAAGCCCAGACUCCAUGAGGAUCGGCACAAUCUUCACUGGUUCUGGUUGGCCAAAUACUAUUGGGAGCAAAUCCUUGGUCCAGUCUCCCUCUUAUACUGCACCAGGCCUGGCCAGCAGACGGGCGUGCAUUAGAGUUCUUCAGUGAUUGUUUAGGGAUUGGAUGUUACCCACUAGCGAUUAGCCUUAAUGAGCAAGGCCCACAUCUAAUAGAACAAUGACUAUAACUAAAAAGCCCCAGCCGACAGAGAAGGAAAUCUGUAUCAAUGUAACCUUCCUUCCAACAUGAUUAAGACGUUAGACUGUUUUGUGAUUAUUUCACCAUAAAAUUCUGUACAUUUAAAGAAAUUUUCUUUCAGAAUACAAACAAGAAAAACUGAAGAAUCUCAAUAAUUUCAUUUUUUAAAUUAAUGAGGUGAAUUUUUAAAACCAAAUAUUAAAAUCAGAUGAAGUCAUAUAUUAAAUCUCAUUUUUAAAUAAUAUUAAUGCAAAAGUGGCCUCAUCUCAAGCCUAAUUUAUACUUCUCCGUCUGCGUCGGGACACGCAACGCCGUUAUCCGUCUUUUUGAGGGCUCUCCGGCAGGCUUGCAAGGACGGAGGGAGUCAAGCUUUCUUUUCUAAACAUCCGUCCGUCAAGACGGAGAGCGCAAGCUUGUGAUUGGUCUGGACACCGCUGUCGUACAUUGCGCCCUCAACAACAUAAAGAGAACCGAGGAUAUCUAGCGGCAGACACGGAGAAUCUUGAAGAAUAACUCGCGGAAAAACUCUAAAACUAUGAACGUUUUAUUUCCCCGUGACUGGAGGAGUAAAGAGAUACGCAGCAAGUGUUGAAUUCGUGGAUGGGAAUGACGGAAAAUGUGGGUUUAGAGGUGACGAGUGCAUGAAGAGGAGAAUGAGAGACAAAUUUGUCCGUCUCUUAAAUACAAAAAAUUCACAAUAUAAACAUGCUAACUUGGACAGGAUACAUGACAGGGUUCCACAGAACAGCACUACGCCCUCUGAUGUCCUGGAGGGGAAUUGCUUUGCAACACUCCCCAGGAGACGGAGAAGUCUGAGGGCAAAACGUCUCCAUCUCUCCGUGCGUGUCUCACCCUCAUUGAGCUGACGGAGAAGUAUAAAUUAGGCUUUAGCCAGUAGCAGUGUUGCAGGGAUAUUAAUGUUGUUUCCAAACAAAUGAACAAACCUUUUUAUUUCCAGUGAAGCAAUAAAUCAAUAAGGUAGUUGUCACAUUUGAUUUCUGAUAACAGCACAUUUUGUCAGUUUAUGAGAGUUAUUAUAUUUAUAUCCAUGUAAAAAAAUCUUCUCAUCUUUGAAAAAAAAAUGAAAAAGAACAAAAAAAACAUAUAAAUAAAUAAAUAAAUAAGACCUAAAAUGUCCUUGAAUGAUGUUUUGCCUGGUACCUUCAUAUUGUUGUUAAAAAUCAUAAAAGCUUUCUCUGACUGGACAGUGCUAAUUGACUCGAUUAGGCUCCGCCCAAUGUUAUGUACAAACUAAAUGUGUUCAUAAAGUACAGCCAACAGGGAACCAAUUAACUUCAAGUUAAAACAAGUAAAAAGAAAACAACAAUCACUACAUAAAAUAAGAAUAAAAUGGUUAAAAUAUAUAAAUAUGUCAGAACAGCCCUAUAAUAAAAGAAAAGAUUAUAAAUCAAAAUGUAUUUUAGCUCUUUUAAAAUAUUGUUUUAGUCCCUCAUCUAGUGAAAAAUGUCACCUGUUAAAUUCACAGUGAUUGUCUGCUCAAAAAGGCUCAAAAAUCCUUAUUUUUCUUGCCAUGAAGUUACAAAAUGUUGCAUAGAUGUUAAUCUAACAUAAUAAUAGGAUGAUCAACAAGUGGUAGAUAAAAAGACAAUUUUUGAGAUGAUGUUAGAAAAGCUGUAUAAAUCAGUUAUCUCCAUAUGCAAUCCUACAUCGUAUAAUAACUUGUGUGCUUAUGCCUGGUUUUCUCCAUGUCUACACUUUUCUAACACGCUACAAGAAGAUUUUUCAUUCCAGCUAAACCAAGUAAUUUGAUCUUUCUGUACUAAACUGAAAAUAUGAAGUAAUGAUGCACGAUAGUUCCUUAGAUUUUGUUAAGAUGCAGCAUAAAGAGAGUUAGUCAUGUGAGGCUGACUUAAAGGUCCCUGUCUGUUGAAGACGACAGCUUCUAACACUCAUUAAGAUCUAGAUCAGGGGUAUUCAAUUCCGGGCCUGGAGGGCUGGUAUCCAGCAUGUUUAAAUUUCAACUCUCUUUCAACACACCUGAUUUCAGAGCUUGAUGAGCUGCUGCAUAGGGGAUUCAACCACUGCAUCAAGUGUGUUGGAGCAGAGAAACCACUAAAACGUGCUGGAUACCGGCCCACCAGGUCCAGAAUCGAGUACCCCUCUUCUAAAUGUUUAACAGCUUCUCUGACAGUUCCUCUUAUGGCAGCAUGUCUGUGCACAUUGAACUUUUGAAUGUUGGUUACAGGUGCAGACUUUAGUUGUGUUUCCACUAAAGGAAUUCUGGGAAGUCUUCCAGGAGACGUAAUGGCUCCAUCCUCUCAGCCGCCGUGUCUGUAUCCAAAAUUGUCUCUUUAAAGCUGCUAUAGCAAAUCUGCAAACAAGCUAGGUUUUGAAUGCCAACAUGGUCACCCCUCACCUCCGAUAUCUUCACUGGCUCUGCGUUCACUGGAAACCCUCAUUGCCAUAUGAAACAUGAGACAGCUAAACACCAGUCGCAGUUUUCUAGGUCCAUAGCCUUUAUUGUCCAUGACUUCGAAUGGUGUUUUUCGUUUUGGGACUCCGGCAGUUUGCCCUAAAGUUGAAGUGGUAGCAGCCAGCUGUUUCUCCUUCUCUGAUUUUACUGAGCUGCGAACCUCUCGCAACUGUGUAAUAAAUGGAGGACCCUGGGAAGGGCAGUGGUUUGACGAGACUGAUAACCAGAUGGUCCAGUAGUUACAUUUGGUCCAAGCUGUGUUAUUGGCAGAGGUCUUUGGACAAAUGCAAGUGAACCACUUUAAAAAAUGUAUUUUUUUCCACAGUAUAUUUAUAACUGUUCUAUGUUAGAAGGUAAGAAGCUUGAAACAUUUUUUAAGCUAGCUUAUUUCCUAAAUUUGCUACAGCAAAUUGCUAACACGUCAUCUUAUUGCAACUGCUUUGGCAGCGAAUGACGUCACUGAUCAGAAAAAGUGGCGUUCAAUGACUUGAAAAAAUGUGGGUUUUUUAAGAUGCUCUAUGAGACAACAAAGCAGCGAGAAUUACAACAUUGUGAGGGGGAUUUUUGCAGCAUUUUUGGAUACUGGAAGUUUAGAAACAGCAAUUUAAAAGAAUCAUCAAUGCAUUUUCCUUUCAUUCUAAUCUGCUUCAACAGCAGCUCUUCCAGUUUUACAAAUGCCGAUUGUUAGACAACUUCUGCUGAUUUUAUUUCCUACUGAGUUACAACCAAUUAGCAUGAGUUAACUACAAGUCCCGCUCAGCAACUGACACUGAAACAGACCUUUCCGAGUGCAUACCUCUGUUCAGGUAACCUCCCAUUAGUCAUCUUCACACUCUGGUGAAAUUACACCUUCACAUUUGACCCAUCCCCAUUUGGAGCGAUAAGCUGCAGCAGUGGCUGCGCUGAAGAACUAUAUGGUGUUUUAACCCCAAAUCCAGCCCCUUAAAGCUGAGUGUCAAGCAGGGAGGUAUUGGGUCAUUUUAAAGUCUUUGGUAUGACCCAACCGAACUUGAACCCCAACCCCCCUGUUCCAGGAUGGACACUCAUGCCACUAGGCCACUGCGAAGAUACUCCAUUGGUUCUUGAAAUGAUCCGGUGAAAUGGAGACACGAGCAUGCUGUGAAGGAUCUGUAAAAUUGCCUGGACGUUCCAAAAGUAGAAACAGGCCUAUUAGCAAAAACGCCAACAGGUUCAAGAAAUCCUUCUUCGGUAAUACUUAGAAAAAUGCAUCACCAGAGCUAGAAGGAAUAAGAAUCAGUUUGUUGGACAUUGUUGUGUAUUUUUGUUUCAUCAGUCCACCACUUUCUGUUUAUUUGUGCUGGUUUGUACCUGUAUAGUUAACUGAAUGAGCUACUUAAUUAUAAAUGUUUUAGUCGACAUACUCGGCACCAAAAAUUGUACGUUUUUAUGUUCCCUUUGAUUAUGUCUGUCACUUGAAUGUUCAAAUGUGUAUUUCUAUCAAUUGUAAUGUAAGUAGAGGCCUUAAAACAAAUUUACAUUUUGUCAGGGCUAAGGACAAGAAAUUGUCACAUUAUCUUCUGAAAACAACGCAAAAAAUUUUAGAAUAUGACCGUCUCAACCCAUUUCCUGUGGCGGUUUUAUUUCUGUGUUCCCGAUAAAUUUCUUCUAACCUGAUAUUUCAGGUUUACAUUUUUGUUUACCAACCUUCUGGUUUGGAUUUCUGGUUUGGACUUGGAAUAUUUCAAUAAUUUAUAAGUAACUUCUCUUCCAAAAGAACAUCUUUUUAUGCAAAAUUCAACACAGUGGAUUCUCAAUUCUCUUUCAAUCUCUAAUGUUUCAGGUUUAUUGCCACCUAGUGGCUUAAACAUACAAUUGCAGUCAAUUAACCUGCUUACUUUCCAGCUGUGCUACACUGCCUCACGUAUCUGUGUGCUGAGCUGUUACACACGCAUAAACUCAAAUUAUAUCACACCUUUAUUUCUGUGCAGCUACAACAUAUUCAGCUCCUCUGGACACACUUUCCACAAGGUUUAGGAGUUUGUUUUUGUGAUUGUUCAACCUUUUUUGAGAAUCACAUUGGUAAGGUGAGGCACUGAUGUUGGAAAGGACGGUCUCCACUCUAAAACCAUCUAUGAUGUUGCAGGCCAGGCAAAACUCACUCUUCCAUGUCUUGAUUGUAACCCAUGCAUCUACUGCUUUGAUGAAGUGUCCCACUAUAGAACCCGCUAUAGAAAUGAUAUUUUCUUUUCUUCUUUCUUCUUUUUUCACUACUUUUGGGAUUGGUAUAUCUCAGAGACGGCAAUUGUUUUCCAACAAAGCAAAAGUGCAAUCCUGCAGUAACAGUUGCAGCACCAAUAAAAUACAAAAAGAACAUUUUCACUUUACAUUAAAACAGGUAUUUUGAAGAGUUGCAUUUGUACAAAAAUAUCAUCUUAAAGCUGAAAUCUGAAGUUUUUUUUCCUCAGAGUGGACCAUAUACACCAUAAUCCUUGGCCGGCUGAUCUAGAAACGAUUAUGCGUGCAACAUCCGGUGAGAUACCUGAAGCUGCUGUCCUGCAUGGUGACCUUUCUUUCCUUGUCGCAGUCUAUUUAAACAUUUCAAGAGGAUUAAAAACCUAUUUGCCCCUGAAGAAUGUUCUGGCUUUUAAGUAAAUAAGAUUGUGUCCCACCUCCUUCAACCACACACGACAAACCUUAUUACUAUGUAAGUACUGAUAUGCCUCGGAGCUCACAACAGAGUUAGGAAAGUAGCUAAAAUGCUACUGUAUGUUAGCUUCGGCCAGAUUUUCUUAUCAUCCCCCACCCCUUUAUUCCAGUAGGCAGGGAGACUGUCUCGUUUGAGCUGUGACAGCUGAUGUUCCCAUUUAGUUUAUGUCUCAAAAAGCCCCUAAAAUGUGGAUUAGCACGAACGGAUUGUAUCACCCAUCUAUAGUUGCAAUGUAAACAAACACUGGACUGGAAGUAGGUCACAUAUUUCACACACAAAGAAUCUUGGGGGCUAUAAGGUGGAUAGAGGCAGAAAAAAAUCUAUUGCACCAUAAGCCCCUCUCCCUACUUCCGUUAUCACUGUCCCUUAACAUUCAUGGACUCGCCGAUCUUGACUCACGACAGGGAAGGCUGUUGUUUUAGUGACCAGAAGCGUUUCGGCUAGCGGAAGCUAACCUUUAGCAUUAUCUAAUACACCACACGGCAGAAGUUCCCCAGGCUUGUGUUAUUUGUGGAGAUAAAACAUCAAUGUUGCAAACAGAGUCAGUGGUAGAGUCAGGUUGCUGUUAGCCAAUCCGAGGCAAGAAAUCCAAACAUCAGGAAGUACUCCUACUCCUGCCGUGCUAAGCUCUCCUCUGAUGUGGCAAACUUGUCCCUGCUGAUGCAACAGAUUUUUGGGGUGUUUUGUUGCCCUAAGUAUGGCUUGCAAGGCAUUAAUUCUUACCAGACACCACUGCAAGUGUAUUUUUUAAACAAGUAUACCAAACCUUUAAAGAAUUACUUGUCCGUCUGCAUCAGUAUGUCCACAGAUGCAUGCGAACGUGCCAUGAUGGACAUGUGUACGUAAGCCGGUCUCUAAUGCUAUUGGCUGAGCGGUCAUCGCUUCAAAUCGCAUGGGGCUCUAAGGGACAUUACAUCACAGAAAAGGGUCAAACUAUUCCUUUUAUGGAUUUAAAAAAAACUGUUAAUUACUGAAAGGAGAAAACUCUGGAGUCCAGCUUUAAGGUCACCAACCCAGCAAACAUAAAUAUAAAAAUGAGGAAACUCCACGGAGAAAUAGUUUCACGUGAAGUCUGCUCAUGCAGGAAUAUCAAGCAGCCAGUUUGCACCUCAAAGCUUCUUCAGUAACAGGAAAUUAAAGAACAGGUUGCAAAUUAAAGUGACAGUUUGUCCUUUUCUUGACUCAUCACAUCACAUUUUAUUCUGGAGAAAAGGUGGAUGAGUGGGAGGAUCAAAGAGUCAUUUGUUUGCUGGUGUUAAACAGGGACUGGUGGAUCCCAGAGGCAGAACAUUUCCUCUCCUCUGCUGUAAGACAACUGUUAUCAAAACUACACCCCCCCCCCCCCCCACCCCCCUGCAUCUCUCAUAAAAGCCAUCUGGUAGAUCGUCACACCCGAAGCGUGUCUUUCAGCAUCGUUACUAAUAAAUGUGUCUCUUGUCUUUCAGCUUGAGUUUCUCAUCCAGAUGUAUUUAAGUGUUCUAGCCCCGUUGCAUCUUCUUUCAUUGCUCUAAUGAUAAAAAGCCAUAAAUUUUAUUACAUUCACAGCCUUAAAAUCUCAUUUCAAACUUGUUUGAGCACCCAAAAGUGAUUGGGAGAUGAUGGUUUAGUUUGGGAAGCUGUGCGAUGGUUACAGGUCUUCUCACAUCUUCAUGUACAUGAGAGACGAGUGACUUUUGGAAGCAAGUGGAAUGCAAAUCUGUUUUCUUCCAAAAAGAGCGUAACUCUCCAAAAUUGAGCCGCACCUUAAAUUGGUUAAACACCUGUCAGCAGAUGUGUCUGCUCUUCAGGUGUUUCACUAGAAGAACGCCACAUUUUGCAUUUGAGCAAAGUCUGGUUUUCUGAUUUCCUUUGUUCUCAUUUGUUAAUUAGAAUCAAUAAAAGCUCAUUGAAGCUCAAUGUUAGCAAAGCAUUAAGCAGCAGCAUUAUGUCUACAUUGCUUUUAUUUAUAGCUCAUGCUUCUCAACCUUGAAGACAUGAAUAUUAUUAGAUAAGGGAGAACAACUAUGUAAGUAUAGUUUUAUUCACUGCAUUUAGAAAACAACAUGAUUUGCAGAUUCUUUGGGAACCUGUUUCCGUUGUUUUAAAAGAUGCACAAUUUGGUGUAUUGCUAUUCUGUUUCUGCUGUCAAUAAACUAGUUUAACUUCACUG